UGCUUCCGAGCGAGCGAGGAGAGAGAGAGAGCGGGGCGUACGGAAUGGGCAACACGAAAGCACCCGCGACGACAAGGAAGACGAAGAAGAAGGGGAGACCCUCCCUCUUGGACAUUCAGAGCCGAAGCCUCCGCCUCCAGCAGGAGAAGCACUGCGAUCCUAGCCCCGAUGGCGACAAUCGCAGAGCAGCAGGCGAUCGCGAAGAUUCCGACCAGGGGAGGCGCGAGAAGAAGCUCCGCCCCGUUCUUCGGCUUUCCGACAACCCUAACGCUGAUUCGGCUGCUGCCCGCUCUGAAUCGGACGAUGGAAGAACCCGAAAGGUCGGCCUCGUCCGGAAUGAUCCCCAGGCACAGAGGCAGAAUCCUACACUGAAAGUGACAGAUCUUCCACAAGAUUAUGGACCCACAACAUCAUUACCGGACAAAAAGUUAUUGGUUUUCAUCCUUGAUAGAUUACAGAAAAAAGAUAGUUAUGGAGUCUUUGCGGAGCCAGUUGACCCUGAGGAGCUUCCAGAUUACCAUGACAUUAUCAAGCAUCCCAUGGAUUUUGCUACCAUCAGAAAGAAAGUUUCAGAUGGAGUUUAUGGCAACCUGGAGCAGUUCGAGAACGAUGUCUUCUUAAUCUGCUCAAAUGCAAUGCAGUACAAUGCAUCAGACACAAUCUACCACAGACAGGCUCGGGCUAUUCAAGAACUAGCAAAAAAGAAUUUUUACAAUCUAAGACAAGAACGUGAUGACAAUGAACAAGAACCAAAACCGGCACGGAGAGGCCGGCCACCAACUAAAGAUAUUUUCAAGAAAAUAGGUCGUCCACCUAGUGUUGAUGCCAGAGAUACUCGUUACUCAGUCAAUUUCUCACCUGAUUUAUCACAAAAGGUAUUAGAUAAGACCACCUUAACCAACUUACCUACAAAAACUUGUGGCAUUCGCAAUACAGAAGCUCAUAAUUCGAACAGGAAUGAAGAUACUUCAGGUUCUUCCACAUCAAAAUAUUCAAAGAAGUCCGUUGUUAUAGAUGAAAACCGUCGUAAUGCAUUUACUGAAGCUCAGGAGCCGUCAGUGUUAACAACAUUUGAUGGAGAAAGAAAGCAGCUAAUUCCUGUCGGCCUUUACACAGAGCAUGCAUAUGCUCAGAGCUUAGCACGAUUUGCUGCAAAAUUUGGUCCUGUUGGAUGGGACAUUGCUGCUAGACGAAUUGAACAUGUUCUUCCUCGUGGGACCAAAUUUGGCCGGGGGUGGGUUGGAGAGAAAGAUGCAUCAUCACAAAUGUCUCAGCCGCCCCUGAUAUCGAUAUCUCCACAUUCUUUCCAGCCAGAAAAUACACCUUCCACGAGUGCAUCCAUAUCAGAAAAUGCAGUAGAUGAUACAGAAAAUGAAGUUAAAGCAAGAUCAACUCCAUCAGCUACCCCAUCUCUCCCUUGUAGAUACCUGGAUUCUGCCGAGUACAGUACUAGAGAUCGAGAAAGUUCUUCGAAACCACAGAGUGCAGUAGGUUUCCAUGGUACUUGGCAAAAGGUAGCAAAUCAACUUCCAAAAGUAGGCGCUAUGCAGCCUCCUUUGAAUGGCUUUAACACCCCCUUGGGGUUUAAUCAUCUUGCUCAUUCUGGGAGGACUUUCAAUGCAUCAUCACCACCCGGGAACUCUAGUUUUGAGGCAAUGGUAAUGCAUUCUCGAGUGCCAACGAACAUGCUUCCAAUAAAUAGCAUUCAACCAUCAACAAGUAAUAGGGUAAAUUCAGCUGCUGAUCCAAAUACAGUUUCCAGCUUUCUUCCUGAUGAUUCACAUGGUUGUCAGAGAACAAGGGAAGCCGUAACAAUGCCAAGGCCAGUUUCUUUUCCUCACAAUCUAAACUUAGGUUUUCACCCAACAGGGUCACCAGUUUCAGGUGUUCUAUUAGACUCCCAAAAUCCCAACCCAAACUUAGCAUUGGGACUGUGAAAUUGUGUACUCCCUUUCCCAUUUCUUUUCCAACCAUUGGUAGAGGUUAGACGAACUGGAGUGUACGCCUAUAGUUCAAAUAGAGCUUCAAUAGUGCAGGUACUUUUAACAGUUAUGGAAGAUGCCAUUGUAAAAGUAGAAGGGCGAUUGUACAGAUUAAUUAUUGGUGAUAUUGAUUGUUAACAUGAUGGCUGAUCAGGCACAAAAA
Molecule: messenger RNA, 2145 nt
Organism: Zingiber officinale
Lineage: Eukaryota; Viridiplantae; Streptophyta; Magnoliopsida; Zingiberales; Zingiberaceae
Exons: 9
Coding region: 45-1937 (630 amino acids)
Molecular function (GO): protein binding
Source: RefSeq, a predicted model, not a curated record